AGCCUCGUGCUGGCUCAAACCCAAGUCGAGGCGGACUGGCUCCCUAGAUCUCUCCGACGUCGUGUUUGUGUUGGUAGUGUGGACCACAUGGAGGUCUAGAUCUCUGUGCCCCGGGACUGGCGUCGGCCAGGCAGCGCCCCGAGCAGGCCGCGCGCGCCGCGCCCUGGGCGCCGCCGUGCGGCCGCGCGCGCCGGCAUGUGGCGGACGGGCCCCUGGUGGCGGGAGGGCCCCGCGGAGGCCGGCGGCGGCGGCCCGCCGGCCGCGCCUGCGCGGCGGGGCGGCGUGCAGUCCUUCGUGGCGGCCCUGGCCGGGCAGUGCCUCCCCCUGCGGCAGCCUCCCGCGGAGGGGCGGGGGCUCGGCCGCGGCCCCGCCGCGCAGCGCGGCGCCCUCGUGCCGGAGGCCAGCGCGCAUUUCUGGGCCGGGUCGGUGGGCUGGACGGUCUCCCUGGUGACGGUGAGGCGGGAGCAGGACCUCGACAGCGAGGUCGUCGGGGAGCUGGAGCCGCUCGUGCCGCUGGAGGUCCUGGAGGUGGGCCAGGGCCGGCGCCUGAGAGUGCGGAGCUCCAGCGGGCGGCACCUGGAGGGCUGGGUGAGCUGCUGGACUAGGUGCGGAGAGCAGCUCGUGGCGGCGGGCGUCGCCUCCGGGACGGGUCGAGUCGAGGACCUCCUCGCCGCCCACUUCGCCGUGGGGGGCAGGCACACGGUCAGAUCGCCCGUGACCGUGCGCUCCGGCGAGGGCCUCGACAGCGCGGAGGUGGGCACGCUCAUCUGGGGGGAGGCCGUCACGAUCCUGGAGAUGGGGCAGGCCAACAGGCGUCGCGCGAGGGUGGAUGCAGGCAGCGUGGAGGGCUGGCUCAGCCUGGCGACUCGCCAGGGCCAGCUGCUGCUCAACGUGCGCCCCGGGGACGGGCUGCUGGGGCCGCCGCCGGUGCGGCGCAUGGGCCCCGUGGGCAUCGUGCUGUCCGUGGGGGCGGGCCUCACGCGACGCUUGGCGUCGCUCGGCCGCGGGCCCACCGCCUCGGACGUGCUCGAGAGAAAUCUGCUGAUCGCCAGCGGCGCGGCCCUCCGCCGGGGCCAGAACGCCGGGCGGGAGCUUGCCGCCAUGCUGCCGGAGUUCGGGUUCAGCGGUGCCAGGAGCCAGGCAAGGUACGACGAGCCCACCUGUCGCGUGUGUCUCUCGGACUUCGUGGACGGGGAGCUGGUCAAGAAGCUUCCCUGCGAGCACAUAUUCCGCGGAUUCCACGCGGGCUGCCUGGACGCCUGGCUGGACCGGAGCUGCCAGUGCCCCAUGCGGUGCCACAUAGACGUGGGGCGGUACUUGGAGGAGACCUGGCUGCGCGGGCCCGCCCUCGCCUUGCCUCGCGGCGCCGCGCCUGCCGACUGGCCCGAGGAGCCGCCAGAGGCCCCUGGCGCCGCGGCGGUGCCGGCGGCGGCGCCGACGGAGCCCGGGUCGCCGGCGCUGCCGGGGGAGCCCGGGCCAGCCACACCGCCUGGCGCGGAGGCCGCCAGGAAGCCAACGGAGCACCUGUGGUCCGGGCGUUUUAGUUUUGCUCGCACCGAGCGUCCAGGCCUCCCGGAUGGGGUCGGAGCAGAUGUGGUCGAAGGAUCUCGACGCAUCGCCGGUGCACUGCCGAGGGGGCCCGAUGUGGAGCCCGAUUUUCUCGACGCCGCCAACGUCGCCGAUGCAUCCCCGGCGUCGGCGUCGAAGAAAGAAACCAAACGCCAUGAACAUAAAGCUUUUGGCGCUGCGCACGGAUUUCUUUGAUCCGCGCUGAGCCUCCCUGGCGGUGCCUCCAGCGCCGCCCCUGGCGCGCGCCGCGCGCCAGGGAGGGGGGUCCAGCGCAGAUCCAAGAAAUCCGCGCGGAGCGCCACGAGUGUAUGUUUAUCGUUUUUUGUUCUUCCUCUAGAGUCGUGCCCCAUGGGGCCCUCGCAGGUCGAUCCAGCCAGAAGACACGGCAGCAGACAAAGACAGGAUCGAGGGCUCGGGGUCGUGAUUGUCCCCGCUGUUGCACUGUUGCUGCGACGACGGAUCUCAGGAUUGGCAUUUUCGCUGUUUUCGGGCCUCUGGGGGCCGUUAUCUUGGGCGCUGGGAGCGUCGAAUCGAAGCAGGACCCAGGGCGAAGCGCUGGUCCUAUCGAUGGAGAGUCUCGGGGCCCAGGCCCUGUAACUGCCCCCAGAGCCCCGUAUGCCCCACCUGGGCACGCAGACAGACGGCGCGAUAGAGCCGCGCUUCGCGCGCCGCGGCUGGGGGCUGGUUUGCUGGUCUUUUUUCCAGGUGGGCGUCACGAAGGCGCGACGAGAGAAGUAGAUCCAUAUAAUAUCCGACGAAGACAUCUACUCCAG
Molecule: messenger RNA, 2342 nt
Organism: Prorocentrum cordatum
Lineage: Eukaryota; Dinophyceae; Prorocentrales; Prorocentraceae
Source: the annotation of a GenBank genome assembly